AUGUCGCUGAUUCCUAGCUUCUUCGGUAAUUCUCGAAGCAGCAUUUUCGAUCCCUCUUGGGAUCCAUUCAAGGACUUUCCUUUCUCUUCAUCUUUAUCGUCAGUCUCCUCUCAUUUCCCUCAAGAAACCUCUGCAUUUGUCAACACGCGUGUCGACUGGAAGGAAACCCCAGAAGCCCAUGUAUUCAAGGCUGAUCUUCCAGGCUUGAAGAAAGAGGAAGUGAAGUUGGAGAUUGAAGACGACAGGGUGCUUCAAAUAAGUGGACAGAGGGAAAUAGAGAAGGAAGACAAGAACGACACAUGGCACCGUGUGGAACGUAGCAGUGGCAAGUUCUCGAGGAGGUUCAGGUUGCCGGAGAAUGCAAAGAUGGAUCAAAUUAAGGCUUCAAUGGAGAAUGGAGUUCUUACAGUCACUGUUCCUAAAGUGGAGAUGAAGAAGCCUAAUAUGAAGGCUAUUGAGAUUUCCGGUUAAAAGGUUAAAGAAAAAUAG
This is a messenger RNA of Pistacia vera, 489 nucleotides long. Its product is annotated as 18.1 kDa class I heat shock protein-like. Bases 1 to 471 code for a protein of 156 amino acids. NCBI's taxonomy places the organism in Eukaryota, Viridiplantae, Streptophyta, Magnoliopsida, Sapindales, Anacardiaceae. The transcript has a single exon. The record is from RefSeq and is a predicted model, not a curated record. Gene Ontology annotation, biological process: protein folding; response to hydrogen peroxide; response to heat.